CGCAUCCCAGACUGAGAGAGGCUCGGUCAGCUAAAAGCUAACAGAUUAGCCGCAGUGACAGUGGGACUUGGUGACAUUUUACUAACGUUAUCUGGUCGUAACGAAAAAGGUGAGCCGCCGUAAUGACGACUCUGGAUGACAAGAUUCUGGGAGAGAAGCUGCAGUACUACUACAGCAGCAGCGAGGAUGAAGGCAGCGACAAUGAGGAUGAGGACGGGGAGUGCAAGACCAUCCGGGACAGCACGGUCACUGAGCCUGAGAUAGAGUACAGCGCCGAUGGAAGCGCUGUCAACACAGGACCAAAGGGUGUGAUCAAUGACUGGAGGAAGUACAAGCAGCUGGAGGUGGAGCAGAAGCAAGAGCAGAAGAAAGAGAUGGAACGACUGAUCAAGAAGCUGUCGAUGACCUGCCGCUCUGACCUCGACCUGGAAAAAGACAAAGAGAAACAGAAAGAGCUGCAGGAAAAGCUCCAGGGCAAAAUGACCAUGCAGGAGUACAACAUGCUCCAGGAACAAGAAGAUGAUGAAGACUUCCUGCAGCAUUACCGCAUGCAGCGCAUCGAAGAGAUGCGGCGCCAGCUCUGCCGCGGCAAACGCUUCGAGCAAGUCUACGAGCUCAACAGCGGAGAGGACUUCCUGGAGGCUUUAGACAAGGAGGACAAAAGCACACUGGUCAUGAUCCACAUCUACGAGCUGGAAGUCCCGGGCUGCGAGGCCAUGAGCGGCAGCCUGAUGUGUCUGGCUCAGGAAUACCCGCUGGUCAAGUUCUGCAGCGUACGCAGCUCGGCAAUCAGCACCAGCGCGCAGUUCAGAGGCAGCGCUCUGCCCGCCCUGCUGGUUUACAAAGGAGGAGACCUGAUCGGCAACUUCGUGAGGCUCACGGACCAGCUCGGGGAGGAUUUCUUUGCCGUAGACGUGGAGGCCCUGCUGCAGGAGUACGGCCUGCUGCCCGACAAGUCCCCCGUUGUCCAGAAGACCAUCCGUAAUGGAGCCAUCAUACAGAGCAAUCAGAGCGAUGAGGACUCUGACCUUGAUAUAGACUAGAGCCGUAACAUCUAUCUUCCAUUAUAUGCUUGGGAAAUGUGUGUACACAGUCUGCAUGGACUAUAGAUCAUUUACAUGUAUGUGGACCCCAUCGUAGUGAUGACGGACUGAGCCAGGUUCGCCAUUUUACUACUCACACAGUAACAUACAACCAGCAUUGAAGCAGAACCAAAAGUAAAUGCUCACACACACACACACACACACACACACACACACACACACACACACACACACACACACACACACACACACACACACACACACACACACACACACACACUACGACCCAAUGGGCGUUCAUCAUGAUAUCAUUCCAUGUUAAAUAUGAGUUAUAUUGAAUGAGAGUAAGUACUAGGCAUUAUUAUUAAUAUUAUUAUUAUUAUUAUUAUUAUGGAGGCAUAGUGAGAAUGAUGUCGGUUAAAUGUUUUCUUUGAGCUGUGACUGUCAACUAUUUAUUCUUUGUGUAAAAACAUGUUUCCCUGUUUUGUUUCAUGUGCAUCUUCACUGUAUUACAUGUGUUUCACUCUGUAGAAAACGACACUUUCAGCCCAAACUGACUUUUAGUUAGUUUUAUAACUUUUAUAUGUGCUGGACCAUUUCAAAUAGUGGGAAAAAUAAAGUAGUAUUUGGA
This is a messenger RNA of Scomber japonicus (chub mackerel), 1674 nucleotides long. RefSeq names its product phosducin-like (gene pdcl). The transcript is spliced from 4 exons. The coding region runs from base 123 to 1043 and encodes 306 amino acids. NCBI's taxonomy places the organism in Eukaryota, Metazoa, Chordata, Actinopteri, Scombriformes, Scombridae. The record is from RefSeq and is a predicted model, not a curated record. Gene Ontology annotation, biological process: regulation of G protein-coupled receptor signaling pathway.